Messenger RNA from Apodemus sylvaticus (European woodmouse), 1533 nucleotides. It is a transcript of the gene Pigk, whose product is annotated as phosphatidylinositol glycan anchor biosynthesis class K. Gene Ontology annotation, biological process: attachment of GPI anchor to protein; proteolysis; protein localization to cell surface. Gene Ontology annotation, molecular function: GPI-anchor transamidase activity. The transcript has 11 exons. NCBI's taxonomy places the organism in Eukaryota, Metazoa, Chordata, Mammalia, Rodentia, Muridae. Gene Ontology annotation, cellular component: GPI-anchor transamidase complex. Bases 28 to 1200 code for a protein of 390 amino acids. The record is from RefSeq and is a predicted model, not a curated record.
UCUUCGGGGCGUGCGAAGCCGGCAAACAUGGCGGCCCCCAGCAUCCUCACUCUGGCCUCCUUGGCCUUCUUUGCUCGCCACAGCUCCGCUGCUAGUCACAUCGAGGAUCAAGCAGAGCAGCUCUUCAGAAGCGGACAUACAAAUAACUGGGCCGUUUUGGUGUGCACCUCCCGGUUCUGGUUUAAUUACCGCCAUGUUGCAAAUACUCUUUCUGUUUAUAGAAGCGUCAAGAGGCUAGGGAUUCCAGACAGUCACAUCGUCCUGAUGCUUGCUGACGACAUGGCAUGCAACGCUCGGAACCCCAAGCCCGCCACCGUGUUCAGCCACAAGAACAUGGAGCUCAACGUGUACGGAGACGACGUGGAAGUAGACUACAGAAGCUAUGAGGUAACCGUGGAGAACUUUCUACGAGUAUUAACCGGGAGGGUUCCACCCAGCACCCCUCGUUCAAAGCGUCUUCUUUCCGAUGACAGAAGCAAUAUCCUCAUUUAUAUGACAGGUCAUGGAGGAAACGGUUUCUUGAAGUUCCAAGAUUCAGAAGAAAUCACCAACAUAGAGCUUGCAGAUGCUUUUGAACAGAUGUGGCAGAAGAGACGCUACAACGAGCUGCUGUUCAUUAUUGACACCUGCCAGGGCGCGUCCAUGUAUGAACGGUUUUACUCGCCGAACAUCAUGGCCUUGGCUAGCAGCCAGGUGGGAGAGGACUCGCUGUCGCAUCAGCCAGACCCUGCGAUCGGAGUCCAUCUUAUGGAUAGGUACACGUUUUAUGUCUUGGAAUUUCUGGAAGAGAUUAACCCAGCUAGCCAAACGAAUAUGAAUGACCUUUUUCAAGUAUGUCCCAAAAGUCUCUGUGUGUCUACCCCUGGACAUCGUACUGACCUCUUCCAGCGAGAUCCUAAAAAUGUCCUGAUAACUGAUUUCUUUGGAAGUGUGCGGAAGGUGGAAAUCACGACAGAGAAGAUCAGUUUGCAGUGGGAUUCACCAGCCGUGGACAGCAGUUGUAAAGAAGACGGGGCGGCUGAGGAGCUCCUGGAACCUCUCAAGUACGCCGAGCAGCUCCCGGUGGCUCAGAUCAUACACCAGAAACCAAAGCUGAAAGACUGGCACCCUCCCGGAGGCUUCAUCCUGGGGCUGUGGGCGCUCAUCAUCAUGGUCUUCUUCAAGACCUACGGAAUCAAGCACAUGAAAUUCAUUUUCUAACACAAGGAUGUGUGAAGAAGAAAGAACGGGAGACUGCAGUCUUGGGUCAAAACUUAGGUGUUUAUAUGGUUUUAAAUACGUUGCUUUUGUGUAUGUAAAUUUGGGAAGAAAAUUAGGAAAAAUUAAUUUUAAUGGACUUUCGAUUUUAUAACUUAAUAUUGUUAAUGUACUUGUUUAUUGGCCACAGAAUGUGUCUUUCAUUGUGUUUGUGUGGGAGUUAAAGAAAACAGAGGACAGUGACAUUGGAACCUACUGCUUAGUUCUUUCUACCCUUCUCUCAUUGUAAAAGUAAGGCUUGUGAAGGUUAAUUCUCACUAAAGGAAAUUCCGUUAA